Molecule: messenger RNA, 660 nt
Organism: Daphnia carinata
Lineage: Eukaryota; Metazoa; Arthropoda; Branchiopoda; Diplostraca; Daphniidae
Product: bolA-like protein DDB_G0274169
Exons: 4
Coding region: 169-579 (136 amino acids)
Cellular component (GO): mitochondrion
Source: RefSeq, a predicted model, not a curated record
UUACAAUAAUUAUCUAUUUUCUAGUAACUGAGUUGAACUAAAUUCUCAUGGGAUUGCUCUGCAUGCAUUAAUUCUUGGCCAAAAUGCGAUUUGGCGCCUCUGCUAGAACUAAAUAAUUCGUCUGCUACUUCAUAGUUUACACGAAUCCAAUUCUUUGUGGGAGCUGUCAUGUUAGUUCGUUCUUUGCGGGUUUUUGGGUUGUAUCAUCCAGCAUAUUUUUUUCCCGGAUCAAAAACCAUGGCCACAAUCCCAGUCAAAAAUGGUAAUUCAAUCGAAUUGCUGAUUCGCGAUAAACUCGUGAAACAGUUUUCCCCGGUGCACUUGGACAUCAUAAACGAAUCUUAUAUGCAUAAUGUACCAAAAGGAAGUGAAACCCACUUCAAAGUAGUAGUUGUUUCAGACAAGUUUGAAAGCACUUCCUUGUUACAGAGGCACAGGUUAGUCAAUGAAGUACUGCAGGAUGAAUUGAAAAAUGGAGUCCAUGCCUUGUCAAUUGUUGCAAAAACACCCUCACAGUGGCAGGACUCUUCCAAAGUUACUGAAAAAAGCCCAGCUUGUAAAGGUGGCUUUGGCAGAUGAUUUUUUAUUAAGUGACAUUUGUACAGUGUUCUCACGAUAUUUUGAAUAAUAGUAAACAUCCAUUUGUCUUGCCUUUUUUUA